Messenger RNA from Ricinus communis (castor bean), 2077 nucleotides. RefSeq names its product pentatricopeptide repeat-containing protein At5g48910. Gene Ontology annotation, molecular function: zinc ion binding; RNA binding; protein binding. The coding region runs from base 121 to 2043 and encodes 640 amino acids. The record is from RefSeq and is a predicted model, not a curated record. Lineage: Eukaryota; Viridiplantae; Streptophyta; Magnoliopsida; Malpighiales; Euphorbiaceae. The transcript has a single exon. Gene Ontology annotation, biological process: RNA modification.
GGGAUUAGGAAAUCGGAAGUUGGAAGGACUUUUAAACGUACCCCUCCAAAAGAAAUCUAAAAAGCUUUCAUUUCUGAAAAGAAAAGCAAAUACUGCAACUUUAUCCAUUCAAUCCACUCAAUGAACUCCACGAUACAUGAACCCAUCACUACAACUCACCCAUCUUCACUCUUUCCACAAAUUUCAAGAUGUAAAUCCAUCAAACGGCUCGAUCAAAUUCAUGCCCACUUCAUUAAAACUGGUCUUAUCAAAGACCCACUUGCUGCUGCAGAAUUCCUCAAAAUUCUCUGCCUCUCUAAUCACCGUGACCUCAAUUAUGCUCGUAAGUUUUUCACCCAAAUUCACGAACCCAAUUGCUUUUCUUGGAAUACCAUAAUGAGAGCUUUUGCUGAAACUGAUGAUUCUAAUGAGAGCCCGUUAGAGGGCUUGUCAUUAUUUUGUCAAAUGUGUACUGAUGGGGUGGUGGAACCUAAUAGAUUUACUUUCCCUUCUGUUUUAAAAGCUUGUGCUAAAACAGCAAGACUGCAAGAAGGGAAACAGGUUCAUGGAUAUGUUAUUAAAUUACGAUUGGAUAAUGAUGAGUUUGUUGCUAGUAAUCUUGUCAGAAUGUAUGUCAUGUGUGGUGUCAUGGAGGAUGCUCGUGUUCUGUUUAGGAAGCAUGUUUUUGAAUAUGAUAUUUGUAGUAAAUCAACGAGUGAUAAAAGGAAGAGAGAGGGUAUUGUAGUUUUGUGGAAUGUUAUGAUUGAUGGGUAUGUUAGACUUGGUGACCUUGCAGUUUCAAGGGAUUUGUUUGAUAAUAUGCCUUACAGAACCGUUGUGUCGUGGAAUGUGAUGAUAUCAGGGUAUGCACAAAAUGGGUAUUUUAAGGAAGCAAUAGAGUUGUUUCAUGAUAUGCAAAUGGAUGAUAUGUCUCCAAAUUAUGUGACUUUGGUUAGUGUUCUUCCUGCAAUUUCGCGAUUGGGUGCACUUGAAUUAGGUAAAUGGGUGCAUUUGUAUGCAGAGAAGAAUAAUAUUGAGGUCAAUGAUGUGCUUGGUUCCGCAUUGAUUGAUAUGUAUUCAAAAUGUGGAAGCAUUGAGAAGGCAACUCAGGUCUUUGAGAGCAUACAUAAUAAAAUGAAUGUUGUUACUUGGAGUGCUAUAAUCGGUGGGCUAGCUAUGCACGGUCGAGCAAAGGAUGCUCUUGAUUACUAUAGGAGGAUGCAAGAAGCUGGUGUCACUCCCAGUGAUGUUGUGUAUAGAGGUUUAUUGCGUGCUUGUAGCCAUGCUGGUUUGGUUGAAGAGGGUCGUUCCUUAUUUAAUCAUAUGGUCCAUAUUGAUGGUUUAGAACCUAGGAUUGAACAUUAUGGAUGCAUGGUUGAUCUUUUAGGUCGCGUUGGGCUUUUAGAAGAGGCUAAACAACUUAUAAGAAACAUGCCUAUUAGACCGGAUAAUGUGAUAUGGAAAGCCUUGCUCGCUGCUUGUAAAAUGCAUGGAAAUACUGAGAUGGAUGAACGAGUAGCAGGGAUUUUAAUGGAUUUGUUUCCACAUGACAGUGGAUCUUAUGUAGCUCUAUCCAAUAUGUUUGCCUCUAGAGGAAACUGGGAUGGAGUUGCAGAGGUGAGGCUAAAAAUGAAGGAACUAGAUAUAAGGAAAGACCCUGGAUGUAGCUGGAUCGAGCUUGAUGGGAUGAUCCAUGAAUUCCUUGUAGAAGAUGAUUCCCAUCCUAGAGCUGGAGAAAUUCGUUCGAUGUUGGAGGAGAUUUCGGAUCGAUUGAGGUCUGUAGGUUACAGGCCAAGUACAACACAAGUGCUGCUCAACAUGGAUGAAGAAGAUAAAGAAGGUUCAUUGUAUUAUCAUAGUGAGAAGAUUGCUAUUGCCUUUGGGUUGAUCAGUACGAGCCCUAAAACCCCACUUCGGAUUGUUAAGAAUCCAAGAGUUUGUGAAGACUGUCACUCUUCAAUUAAGCUAAUUUCAGAAUUAUAUAAUCGUAAAAUUAUUGUAAGGGAUCGAAAACGUUUCCACUUUUUUGAGAAUGGAUCAUGUUCUUGUAUGGAUUACUGGUAAUAAUGUUAAUAAUUAAGUUUGUUUAAGAAUAUAA